Molecule: messenger RNA, 2649 nt
Organism: Arxiozyma heterogenica
Lineage: Eukaryota; Fungi; Ascomycota; Saccharomycetes; Saccharomycetales; Saccharomycetaceae
Gene: PDC2
Product: Pdc2p
Exons: 1
Coding region: 1-2649 (882 amino acids)
Cellular component (GO): nucleus
Molecular function (GO): DNA binding
Source: RefSeq, a predicted model, not a curated record
AUGUUGUCUGUUGAGCAAAGAUAUAAUAUUUGUCUUAUGGCCGAAAGACAUCCAAAAUGGACUCAAUUAGAAUUGGCUCAAUGGGCAUAUGAAGCUUUCCAGUUAUCUAAUAUUCCGUCUCAAGGUACUAUCUCAAGGUUACUGGCUAAAAAGUUGACUUAUAUGAAUGCUAAAGAACACGAAAAGGAUGCAAAUCGAUUAAGAAAACCCAAUAAUGUAUUAGUACGUCGUAUUUUACAAGAAUGGAUCUCUCAAAGUAUAUGGAAUGGUAUACCUAUCACUUCUCCUAUUAUUCAAGACACUGCCCAAGCAGUGUGGCAUCGUAUUCCUGCAAACCAAAGAGAAGGCAAUGGUUCCUUCUCUUAUAAAUGGAUUUCCAAUUUUCUUUCAAGGAUGGAUUUUAAUAUCUCUGAUUUAGAUGAAGAAUUGCCAAAGACCCCCAAGAUUUGGACUUUUGAAGAAAGGGAGCAACUGAAACAAUUAUUUUCUAACGUUAGACCAAAGGAUCUUUUCACUUUAGAUGAAACUUUUUUAGCAUACAAUCUACCGUUAGAUUAUGCACAAUAUGAAAUGUCGCAUAUUCAAAGAAGAAUAGAAGUGGCUACAGUAAUGCUCUGUUCUAAUCUAGACGGAUCUGAAAAAUUGAAACCUUUAGUCGUUGGCAAAUAUAAUUCGUAUAGAAGUUUUAGAAACUACUUCCCCGAUGAUCCAAGUAACCCUGUACAAUUGUCCCAAUUAGGUGAAAAGAUGGCAAAUAAAUUUGAAAUAUCUUAUCACAGUAAUAGAAAAGCUUGGCUGACAAGUAAUCUGUUUUAUAAUUGGCUGGCCAGAUGGGAUAAAAGACUGGUGGCAGAUAACAGAAAGAUUUAUGUGGUACUUGAUGAUUCAUGUUCUCAUAGGAUUGUUAAUUUAAACUUGAAAAAUAUUACAUUAUUUUAUACUUCAUCAAAUUCAAGAUUUUUACCAUUCAAUUGGGGUGUACUAGAUGAAUUUAAGACAAGGUACAGAAUACAACAAUAUCAGGCGUUGAUUGAGUUACAAAGAAAAAUUGAAAAUAAACUUGGUAGGAAAUAUUAUAUUAGUUUUGAGCAAAGUCAAUUGACGAUGUCAAAUGCAUUUAAGUUUAUCAAAAGAGCUUGGGAUUCUAUUCCUGCUAAUGCAAUAAAGGCGAACUGGAAAAGUUCGGGUUUAGUUCCACCCGAAAUGCUUCCCUUAACACAACAUAUAUCUAUGGCUUUCAGGAAAAACGAAAUCUUGGAAGCACAUUUAAAUGCUUUGUGUCGAGAAUAUCAUUGUCAAAAACAAUGGGAGUAUGAUAUGUUAUUAGAUUUAAAUAUAGAAAAUAAGAAUACAAAUUUCUUAAGUACAGAGGAACUUGUAGAAAGUGCCAUAGUCGAUGAACUGGAACCUGAAAAUGAAUAUUAUUCAGAAAGCGCUCUUUCGAGUACAUCUACAUCUCAGAUUGGUAUAGAUGAACUAAUUAACAGAAUACCUGGAAAUAUGGUAGGAGAUUAUAAAGAUGGAAUUGUCAAUGAAUUAACCAACAUACCACCAUUGCAUAGUGACCAUCAACUUCAGCAAAGUUCAAUGAAUGCUACAGCAAAAAAUUCAAAUAUGGAUCAUUUUACUAGAGAUCCAAGUCAAUUAUAUCUGUUGGCUACUCCUCGUGUUGAUUCAGGAAUUCAGUCUGAUACAAGCAGGUAUCUGUUAGGGAGGGAUAACAGUACUAUAGACCAAAAUACAGUUACUAAUUCUGUUGAUAAUGGUUUGGAUAAUAAUAUAAAUGGAUAUUUUGCAGGAUUAAAUCAAGGCAUCAAUAAUAGUCGUAGCGAUAAUAACAGUAAUAAUCUUUUUAAUGUCAGUACUUUAAUUGAUAAACCAAGUUUGUUCUUUAAUGGUAACCUAGACUUAGACUUACAAGAUCUGGGUGUUGAUAUUGCUGGGGCUGACUAUUUCGAUGAGCUUUUUUCUACUUCAUUUGAUGUAAUAAACAAUAAUGGAAGUAAUACUCAAAGUAAUGUAACACUUCCAAACUCUACAGAAGCAGUGAAUGAGGCUACAUUACCAUGUAAUAUAAGAAAUGGUACACCUCCGCCACCUACUAUCUCAAACUUGUAUUCUAAUCCAAAUAUAGGUAUGGAAAAAGCGCAUGUCAAGAAUAAUCAUCAAAAUUUAUUAAAUAAUAUUCAAUCUCAUAAUAAUAAUAUUUUAUCACAAGGAAAUUCAAAUUUCGAACAAAAUGGUUUGAAUAAUUUAAUCUCAAAUAGAUCAAAUACUGACAUACCUUUAACUUUUCCUAGUUUUAAUCAUAUGUCUAAUCAUUUUCAAAAUCAUAAUUUUUCUCCAGAUAUGUUGCAAACCAACAUUGAUAUUGCUAAAUCACUUGGUAAUAUUAUAAAACACUCAGAAAAUAAUGAAAUAUCUCUUUCAAGAAGUACCAUGAAUGAAAUUCGUUCUAACUAUAUGACCUUAUUGAAAAUGAUUAAAAGAACCAGACAACAACUAUAUAAGUCUAAACUAAGAACAAGGCAAAAUCACCUCGACAAUGUUUUGUCUGCUACAACUGAGGUUUCGAAUCUUUUACCAACCAAUGAAAAUGAUAAAGUAUCAUUAGAUAAUAAUUUGAGAAAUACUACUCCAUUUUUUUAG